Messenger RNA from Oncorhynchus masou masou (cherry salmon), 2286 nucleotides. RefSeq names its product collagen alpha-1(XXIII) chain-like. Bases 22 to 1047 code for a protein of 341 amino acids. The record is from RefSeq and is a predicted model, not a curated record. Lineage: Eukaryota; Metazoa; Chordata; Actinopteri; Salmoniformes; Salmonidae. The transcript is spliced from 22 exons.
GUAUUCUAGGGCCCACUUGGGAUGGAUGGGAAGCCUGGUGCUCCUGGUCCCAUGGGAAGCCAGGGAAUGCCUGGGCCAAAAGGAGACAAGGGUCCACCUGGUCGAGAUGGAAGUGAUGGAUUAGAGGGACAAAUGGGUCCUCCUGGACGACAGGGUGAGGAUGGACAGCAUGGCAUGCUUGGACCCCAGGGGCCUCCAGGGCUAAAGGGGGAACCGGGGAAUGCUGGCGACCAGGGCAGGAGUGGCCUUGAUGGACUACCAGGGAUGAAGGGGGAGAAGGGGGACACAGGAGACACAGGGCCUCAGGGGGACACGGGCUUACCCGGAGAGAAGGCUGUUCUUGACUCCUAUGACAUCGGCCUUGGCCAUGUCUUUCAGGGCCCCCCAGGGCCACCAGGGCCACCAGGAGGACAAGGGCCAAAGGGAGAAUCAGGCUCACAUGGUGCACCUGGAGCUGAUGGGGAUAGGGGAGCCAAAGGGGAGAGAGGUGAUGACGGGAUGCCUGGAGUGGCAGGGGAAAAGGGAGAGAGAGGUCUGACGGGCCUAACUGGGCUUGUGGGAGCUGACAGCAAAAAAGGAGCGAGAGGAGAUUCAAGGUUUGAGGACAAUCUGGCCCAGAUCAUCUCUAUCGCAGGCCCUCCAGGGCCCCCCGGACCUCCUGGACUCCAAGGAUUCAUGGGACAUCAUGGAAUGCCUGGCCCCAAGGGGGAACCAGCCGACAUAGUGAGCGGAGAAAAGGGGGAUGCAGGUGACAGAGGACCUCCUGGGUUAAGGGGUAUUCAGGGUCUUCCAGGUUCUACAGGAAUGGUUGGUCUCCCUGGCACCAUAGGGAGAAAGGGAGAGCAAGGAUUGCCGGGAUUGGAUGGUUUCCCCGGGCUGAUGGGAGAAAAGGGGGACAGAGGGGACCGAGGAGAUAAGGGUGACAGGGGGAUGCUGGGAAAGAAGGGACUGAAGGGACAGAAGGGCGAGGAGGGCCCCCCUGGACUGGACCAGCCCUGUCCUGUGGGUCGGGAUGGAUUGCCCAUACCAGGGUGUUCGCAUAAGUGAUGAGUUACCUGGUACAUGGGAUCUGUACAUAUCGAUAUAUAUUUUUCAACUAAAAUUCAAGUGUAGUUUUUUUGUCGUUGCCAAUUCCUAUUUAAUAUGUUGAGGUUUUCAUAUUGGAAUUUGGAUUGUGCGUCUUUCACAAUCAAUAUUUUUUACUUUUUGCAUAUGAAAAGAUUUUUUUUUUUAAAGGUUUAGAGAUUAGGUAGAGAAAAGAUCUAGUGCCAACAAAGAAGGAGACUGGUUACAAAUGGAAAGGAGCAGCAAAUGCACUCAGCUCCAGAUGGAAAAGUGUUGCUGAUUACAGUAUAUCUAAUCGGGGAACCUGAAAUACAGUAUUAACCUGAAGUACAGUAUGAUUGACUGUCUAACAGACUCACUAGUGUUCCCACAUGGAGAUCCAGCAUUGGAGUGUGCAACUCAGCCUGCACCUUGCAAAUGAUUCUACCCCAUCACUCCUGUGAUUGUUGUUUGCUUUGAAAGGACCAACCGUCACGGCAUGGACCCAAUGCCAUGCGCCUAUCCCAACCUUAGGAAAGGUACAGAUGUAGGGUCUUAAUUUGAUCCAGUUUGCUACAGCAGGAAAAUAAUCCUGCAGCAACAGGACAUGUGAAUUAUUAUGUGGAUUAUAAUUACUUGACAUUUUUUGUAGGGGUUGAUAAACAUUUUGUUAUGGCAAAUCAAGUUUGACAUUUUUAAGUGGAAAUUACAAACUUUAUGAGCCUUUUUAAACCUCAAAUACAUUACAAGUUUGCGUGUCCUGCCGUGCAGGAAAAUUCUCAGACACAAAAGAGUGAUCAAAUUAAGAUCCCUCAUCUGUAUGGGGAAGCACAGAUGAUGGCCCUCACCAUGGAAUCUUUGUUUGCAAUAAUGUUCCUAAAUGUGCUUAAUGUUUAGAUCAUUAUCGGUCUAAAACGUUUUAGGAUGUUUAUGAUGGUUUCAAAGUUUUUACCUAUUGUUGCAUCAAAUGCUUUUUUUCAUUUCUCUGAGUGCUCUAACCAUGCUAUGUGGAAUUAAUUGACACAGAACACUGUACAACUUUUUGAAUUAGGCCUAACAUGGAAAAUGUAUGAUAACAAUCCUAAAAAUGUUUUGAAGACUUUUUACAUCUGACAUCAAGGUAAACAAAAACAUCUACCUAUCAAACCUACCUGUUUGGAUGAUUGGGUUAAAUGUUUGUUCUGGGAACAUGCCGUUUUUAAUUAAGUUGUCUGCCAUAUUAAAUACUAUUUCAAAUGCAAA